Messenger RNA from Colletotrichum graminicola M1.001, 678 nucleotides. RefSeq lists its product as uncharacterized. The transcript has a single exon. Bases 1 to 678 code for a protein of 225 amino acids. Lineage: Eukaryota; Fungi; Ascomycota; Sordariomycetes; Glomerellales; Glomerellaceae. The record is from RefSeq and is a predicted model, not a curated record.
AUGAAAAUGACUAACGCCAGGGGGUACAGUCAUGAUGUCUUCUAUCUCGCCAAGGACGAGAGACCGAUUCACGACACCGAGCUCAGCGAUCCUAUCAGCCUUUCGUAUAUUCUUGGAAAAGGCCCUCUCAAACGCCAGUACGACAAAUUGUGCAGCGAGAAGCUGUCGAUAAUCCGAUUUUCCAGACUCAUAGCCGAGGCGGUCUUGAGAUUCGAUCUGCGGGACCGGGAUCCGAGUCCGGAAGACAGUGUUGUCUUUUGCAUAUCCCCCAAGAACGUCCUUGCGCCAUUCCUGGUGAGGUUCCUCACGAAAGCAAAGAUGCCAUCGAUUGCCGCUGAAGUCGACGACAAUGCUUCUCAGCAAAGGUCUCUGCAGUUGCUCAAGCUCGGUGAGGUUCUUCUGAAGCUAGGGCUUCCUAAACCACGACGGAUGAGUAUGCCGCCCUUGGAACUGAAAGACCGCAGGACAUUCAUCAAGUCGGCCGUGUCGGACGUCCGCUCCAAUAUUAAUAACACCUUCUCCGAUGUCAUCAUCUCGUGUGAAAAUUUCUCGGCAAAAUACGAAGACACAAGCAAGUGGCCCGAAGAGAAUUUCAAUCAAAUAUUUUAUAGGAGUAUUGUGCAGCCGCUCAAGGACAUCGAGAGGAAUUUAUCACAGUAUCAGAUACCUAAACAUUGA